Messenger RNA from Oreochromis niloticus (Nile tilapia), 2273 nucleotides. It is a transcript of the gene hoxc4a, whose product is annotated as homeobox C4a. NCBI's taxonomy places the organism in Eukaryota, Metazoa, Chordata, Actinopteri, Cichliformes, Cichlidae. Gene Ontology annotation, biological process: positive regulation of transcription by RNA polymerase II; embryonic skeletal system morphogenesis; anterior/posterior pattern specification. Gene Ontology annotation, cellular component: nucleus; nucleoplasm. Bases 851 to 1648 code for a protein of 265 amino acids. Gene Ontology annotation, molecular function: RNA polymerase II cis-regulatory region sequence-specific DNA binding; DNA-binding transcription factor activity, RNA polymerase II-specific. The record is from RefSeq and is a predicted model, not a curated record. The transcript has 2 exons.
UCUGAUUCUAAUUAUUCUUACCAAUUUUCAUUUAAAAGCUGAAAAAAUCCAUACAAAUGUGUAGUCUGAAAGAAAUUAAUACGGAUUCGAAAUAGAUAGACCUAAAUUUCUCAUUGUUGAAGAACCUGCCACUGAGGCAGAUUGUUUCUCUCUGUCCACUUCUGUCCAGCACUACAAAUGAUCAGUCUUCAUCUCCUCCAAAGCUGGAGAGCAUUCACCUCUCCACUGACAUUCAUAGUCACGAUAUCUUACCUAUGUUACUGCUGAAAUGGUUUUUAGGGAAUAAAGAAAGAAAACUUAAAGAAAGAAAGAAAGCAAUCCAGACCUUAUUCUUAGUCUCGUGAAGAGACCCUGGACUAUGUCACAGCUGAAGCUUUGUUGUCAGAGACGGUCUUUGUUAAUCAGCCGAUCAUCUUUAUAUAAGGUGUUAUAACUAACACAAUAACUGGUUUGCCAUUGUUGUACCUCAUCCUUGUCCCUUUGAAUAAUUGAGACCACUGUAUUUGCCUGUUAUAUUUUUUCCUUGGUCAGCAACUAGCUACUAGUUUUGUCCCCAAGAUCAAUUGCCUUGGUAACGCAGCCAGAGAGAGAGAGAGAGAGGGAGAGAGAAAGAGAGAGAGAAAGAGCGAGAGAGAGAGAGAGAGCGAGAGAGAAAGAUUUGUGCCCACAAUGGCGACUGUAGGUAUGCUAAAUACCUCUGGUUCCUUAUCCGGGAACUACCUCUUACCCUGCUAUUGGGCCAUUGGGUCACGUGGUAAAAGUAACUUUACAGGGCUGCUCGCAAGUAGGAGGGCUUUAUGGAGCAGAAAAACGACAAAGCUAGAAAAAUUAUUUUCCACUCCAGAAAUUAAUGAUCAUGAGCUCGUAUUUGAUGGAGUCUAACUACAUUGAUCCGAAAUUUCCUCCAUGCGAGGAAUAUUCGCAAAAUAACUACAUCCCCGAGCAUAGUCCAGAAUAUUACAGCCGCGCAAGGGACACUGGCUACCAGCAUCACCAUCAGGAGUUAUAUCCUCCGCGGGCGAGCUACCAAGAGCGCCAGUAUAACUGUGCAAGCAUCCCUGAACCUGACACGCCAAGGGGACAUGGAAUACCCCAUUCUGCGCAUCUACUGACAGGGAAAGGGCAGCCUGCUUCAUGUGAAACCCCACAGUUGUCCAUGUCCCCCGCCACCCCACCGGCCGCAACCUCCGCCUGCAACCAAGCUACCCCGGAGCAUCCAAACAGCACAGCCUCCUCCAAACAGCCUGUGGUGUACCCAUGGAUGAAGAAAAUUCACGUCAGCACUGUGAACUCUGGUUACAAUGGGACGGAGCCCAAGCGGUCUAGGACAGCAUACACCCGGCAGCAAGUCUUAGAAUUGGAGAAGGAAUUCCACUAUAACCGAUAUUUAACUCGGCGGAGGCGCAUCGAGAUCGCACACACCCUGGUUCUCUCCGAGCGGCAGAUUAAAAUCUGGUUUCAAAACCGCAGGAUGAAAUGGAAAAAGGAUCACAGGCUCCCGAACACCAAAGUGAGAUCCUCGUCCUCUUCCUCCGGGUCCAACACAAGCUCAGCAGCCGGCGCUGUUGCCGCUGCCUCGGCCACUAACACGGGGGCCCCCGACGAACUUACCGGAGCCCAGCAUGGCGAGGAUAUUACCAGGUUAUAAAACCAUGAACCAAUACUGGGGGUAGAAUAAGAACUGGUUAUUUAUAGAACACUUAUAUAUUUUGUUUUCGUAGCUAUCUUGUGCGGUUUCCUUUAAGUCCAAAGUUAUAUAAAAUGCAUGUUAUAUAGCAUGGAUUACUGCGAAUACCGAUGAAUUAUUUUUACGUGACACAGGGUUUAAUUUAUUUGAAGUUCAAUUAAAAUGAUGUUUUUUAUUAAAAAAAUGUUUUGAAUGAAGGAAGAAAAAGUAGAAAAAAAUAUACAUUUUAUCAAAAUGUUAUUGUGGGCCAUUCUUUUGCCCUGCUGCCCAAGGUGAAAUGCACAAUCUAUUUAUUUCAAACAACACUGGAAGGAAAUCACUAUAAUAAUAGUUAUUUUUGGUAUAUAAAAAAGAAAGCUGGAACACACCAUUGAUCUUGAACUUGUAUGUUUAGGAGAAUAACAAUGUGUGAAUUACCUCGUGUAUUUCAGAAACAGGAUUUUUCUUUUUCUUUUUCAUUUUGCAAUUUAGUUUUGUGGUGUUGAUGUUGUGUUUUAGACCGUUAAAAGCAGAUUAUUGUGAAAUGCAAUAAACGGAGUUUAGUGUACUUGUGCUAAUCAUAUUGGUCAAUAAAACAGUGAGUGUC